AUGGGAAAUUACGUUAACAAGUUUUUUUCUCAUAAUAAUGAGAUUGAGAAAGGAGAUAUAAAAGAUCAGUCUUCUACGGAAGAAGUAACUGUUGAAAAAUAUAUUAUGCAAACUCCACCGAUAAUUCAUAAAACAUUGCCGGUAGAUCCUAGAUCAGUAACAAGUGGAAUAGAUAGGACACCAAUAGAGAUGAAUAGCACACCAGUUGGAUUGAACAGAAGAAUAGUAUCAGCAAUUCCAAGACAUUUACAAACUAGACCAUAUUUAGAAACAGAUAUAGACAAAGUUAUGCCAUGUUUAACUCCCAGAAAACCUGCUCUGCCAAGAAUGAUAGAAACUACAAAAUUACAAUUAUCAGAUGUGCAAAAUAAUGCAGAAGUUUUUUUAACACCCACAGUUAAUGACAUAGUUAAUAAAAACUUGCUUACUGCUAUAAGUAAAGACCGUUAUGAUAUCCUAGGACUUGAUCCUAGAUCUCCAGCUGCAGACUUUGACAGAACCCCUAUAUUAAUGCCAAAAUCUAUGGAAAGUUUAAAAGCUAGAUCCCAAGAAAACUUGCACAGACGUGGCAGUUAUGAUACAGAUGUUUAUUACCCAAGGUUUUCAUAUUGUGAAAUGUCAUCACAAUUUAAUGUUCCUGAAAUUCAGGCUUUACCUGAUUUAGCCACAUGUGUAAUAAAGAACUUAGAUUUGGUCAAGGAUGAUUGUAAUGACAAAUGCAGUGAAUCUGAAUCAUGUUCUAGUCAUUCAUCUAGAAGUGAAAAUGUCUCAGAAAAUGAUAAGGAAUUGGAAGAAGAAGAUGAAAUUCAAAUGAUCUCAGACCAGGAUAAUUACAAUGAUACAUGUGUUAAUAAAAAUACAGAACAAAAGGAAAUAUGUGUUAAUGAUGUAAUUAAAGUAUGGAGAGAUUCAUUAGUAUUAAAUGAGCCUCAAGAAUCAGAAACAUGUGAAUCAGAUGAUAUACAAACUAUGGAAGAAAGAAUAUCACAUAUACUCAAAGAGGAAGUAAUACUAACACUUGAUGAUAGUAUUGAUAAAGACAUAUUAUCAGGAAAACUACCCAAAUUUGAAAGUGACAAGACAAAGGUAGAUACAAUUGGAAACAAGAAACAAAUUCUAAAAUUAGAAAAAAUUAUAACAGAUGAAAAAAAGAUUUUAAAUUUUAACGAUAAAAGUGUAAAUGAACUAAAGAAGAUUCGAACUCCUCUUGGAAAUCGUUCCAAUAACAGACAAAUGCAAACGUUAUUAGCAAAUUCACCUCAACAGAUGUUUAAAAACAAAGGCAUUGUACCAAAAAAGUUGCAAGAAAACACACCCCCACCCAAAAAAGAUGUUGCAAAAUCUAGAUUAAAUAGCAUAGAAUGGGAUCCAGACUCAACAGUUAUUAUUUAG
This is a messenger RNA of Habropoda laboriosa, 1392 nucleotides long. RefSeq lists its product as uncharacterized. The coding region runs from base 1 to 1392 and encodes 463 amino acids. Lineage: Eukaryota; Metazoa; Arthropoda; Insecta; Hymenoptera; Apidae. The record is from RefSeq and is a predicted model, not a curated record. The transcript is spliced from 4 exons.